UCCACUCAGGUCUGACAUAAUCAAGUGAGCAGCAGUAAAAAAGAAAAAGCAGCGACUGCUCAAAGCUGCUCUGACAGCUUUAACUUCAUCUCAAAUGAUUUUAACAAACUUUGCUCUGUAGCGUACGUAGACUAUUCAAACACACAGUGGAGCUUUGUUCUGCAUUUAGUGGGGAUAAUUCACAUUAGCAUGACUUGCCAGGGGGCCAAAUAGGGGUGGGCUUUGGUAAGAGGAACAGGAAGAGAGGAGUCGACAGAGUGAAGGUAGAAAGAGCAGACACACAGGGCGAGAGCUUGUCACGUCGGCGUGUGAAACCCUUCAUAUUCUUUUCUUCAAACAGAUAUUGGCACGUCUCAGGUCAACAAUGCUGUGCUCCGUCUGUUGUGACUUCAAGAGAUGAUGAUUUGAACGGACACAUUUUCAAAAACCAGCGUUUGACAGGGAGAUUAAAAGACUUCACCGCGAUCAUAGCUGAAAUGGCUGAAGAGGGGCUGCUGUGUCCGCUCGUCAUCACCGAAGAAGGAGACAUAACUGAGGGUGUCGCUGAAAAAAGCGCAACAAGCAGCUGGGCUGAAAUCGCUCCGGGCUCCAGUGCAGAGUUGGCUCUGAGAGAGGAAGAGGAGCACACAGGGGAGGACAAGAAUGAAGAAGUCAGAGUGAGCAAAAUGUGUUUAGAAGAGCAGAGCUUGGGGAAACUGCACAGCAACACAGAGGCUGGCCAGACAGGAGAGGAUGAAGAGGUCAAACGGGAAGAAACUGAGAGCAUGAAUAAUGGACUGAAAAGGGAAGCGCAAUCAGAUGAAGUGAUGAGGAUUCCUGAAAAAUCAGAGAAGCCCGGUGUCACAGAGGAUGGAGACAAACCAAAUGACCCUCAACUGGACGUGAAGAGGUUAAACGUAUCCAAGCAACAACCUAAGGGGACACGGAGCCAAGAUGAGGAUCCAAAAGAGGCUCACCGGUUAACCCCUGACUUCCCUGAUGCUCUGUACGAGCUGCUCUGCACCCUUACGGAGGGGAGACGGCUCAAUGACCAGCGCUGCUCCUUCAUGCUGGAGGGUGGCCUCGGGAGACGGAGGUGCCACUCUGUGCCCAGCACAACCAAACCAGCCCACAGAGUCGUCUUUUCGUCCAUGACUUCACUGCAGAAAGAGGAGUUUUUCGAGCAGGUGGCCACCGCUCAAGCCCGCCGCCUUGAUGACCAGAGGGCGCAGCUGGAAAGGUCGCUGCCGCCCAAACCAAAAGCCAGGACUUUCAGAGGCAGCAUAAAGCAACUGUCUUUUGCGAGAAAGCCCGCUCCAGUUCCUGUGCCCAAAGAGGAUCUGUAUAAUAUGAUUCUCACGACACAAGCCCAGGGCAGACUGGAGGACCAGCGCAGCAGAGCUCCAGGUCCCAUGGACGAUGAGGACUUCUUCUCCCUGCUCCUGAGGGUCCAGGGUGGACGCAUGGAAGAGCAGAGGACUGAACUACCACUCAUGCUGGAAACCUGAGAUGGAAAACAAAAAGAAAGACUGUGGCUACGUUGGCUGCCAUUCCAGUAUUGUAGCCUUUUUAGUCAGACUUCCUGUUAAAAGAGCGGUUUUGCUGACCCUGUGUUUUAGGGAAUUAUUAGUCCUCUUGAUUGUGUUUGUCAGUGUUAAAACUGUUGAGAACAAAAACGCUUGAGCAAUGUUCUCGAUGAGAUUGUGAGUUCUUUCAUUCAGCAGAUAUGCUUUCUUUUGGACAAACUUUGCAUUGUGUUGAGAGUCUGCAGCGAGUGGCUGAAAGGUUGUGCGUGUGUGUUCCUGUUCUCGAUGUGGAGGAGGCAGUGUACUGAUCUCAGUUUGUUCUCCUUUUUUGUACAGACGACAUAAAAGGAACAGUUGUGUGGAGGAGAUAAAAGCUCCAAGGCCGCACAGGGCUUCAAAGCAUAUGGAUGAUUCUCCUCCAAUGAUUAACAGAAAUGUACCUGAGCCAACUUUUUUUAAUUUGUCAAAAAGAGAUCUAACACACACUCUUAUGAGGAUAUCAUUUGAUCAUUAGAGCAUGUGCUCUUUCAUUUUUAUUUUAUGUUUGUAACUCCUCAACUGCAAGCAGUGACGCUAACUCUAAAAGGGAGGUGUAAAACCUGCUCUGUAAUUUUUUAUCAUUAAUCAUAAUCAUUCACAAACUAGAUCCGGUUUAAUCUUUCAAAAACAUCCUGACGCAGAUACAUCAAAACAUUCACACAUAAAUAAAGGAGCCUGUGAUGUCCAAUUUACAGCAGUUAACAAAUGAGGAAUAAAAGAUAAAUGUGUUAAUUUUUAACAGAAUAAAUGGACAGAAAAAAAGUUGUUAUCUCAAACUUCCUGAUUUUGGUUUACACGACUGAAUCCCAGAGGCAAACAGUGACUAUUUAUUUAAGCAGAUACAUGCAGUGACAGAAUGACAACUUUACACACAUGGAAGUAGCUGUAAAAACUUAUUAUAAUGUGUGUAUUUUGUACGAUUAAUAUAGACAAGAGGACUUUGUCAAGCCAGUGUUGACAUCAAUACGUGAAGUUCACUGUCGAUAAACUCUGCUUGUAUUUGCUUCACGAUCCAUCUUCCUGUUUUUAAAGGCAUAAUAACUAACUUGCACAAUUUCACACAUGCAACAACCAGCUCUGUGUCACUGGGCAGAAGUGGACUCCUGUGACCUCCUCUGAACUCAGUGGACUCAGUUAAAAAAAUAUAUUUUUAAUGUGUAUUUUAAUGCACAGUGAAGACAGACAGGAAAUGUGGGUUAAGAUAUAAAGGGGGUGAUAUGCAGCAGGACGCCCAGGUGAGGAUUUUUUGUUGAAUUAUUUGAAAUAGUGAAAUAAAUAAGGGUGAGCAAUUAACAUAUCAAAAACCUUUAUAGUAUCAUUUUGCCACAUGACCUUCUUUCAAUGCCUCUGCUGGAAAGUAUGAGAGGCAGCAAACAUGUCAGACAAAGGAGAGGGGCGGAGGGGGAGAAGAGGAAAAGCAUGUGACAACAAAGAAACCACAGUUUUUUUUUUUUAAACUGGAAUAAACAACUUGCAGGUUGAAUUUCUAAUCAGGUUUAAGUUUCACUCCUAAUGUGGAAAUGUACAUUAUUUGUUCAAUAGUUAUACAUAAACAUGUGCGGUAACUAUUCACACACACUCCAUACUGUUAAAGUUUGACUGUAUAUAGCUUUGGUUUUGUAUUGUAUUAUUAUCUUUGAGCUCUUUCUACCUUGCUUUUCAUUUAAUUUAACUAUCGCACUGCUGAGCUGACCGGUUUCUUCUUGCCCAACAUCUUUCAUUGUACUGUUGACCCUGUGUUAACUGGCAUAUGACAAAUAAAGUUGAAACCUAAUGCAAAGGUUUGACAGAUAAUUAACAA
This is a messenger RNA of Hippoglossus stenolepis (Pacific halibut), 3345 nucleotides long. RefSeq names its product G-protein-signaling modulator 1. The record is from RefSeq and is a predicted model, not a curated record. The transcript has 5 exons. Gene Ontology annotation, biological process: regulation of inflammatory response. Gene Ontology annotation, molecular function: protein binding; GTPase regulator activity. Lineage: Eukaryota; Metazoa; Chordata; Actinopteri; Pleuronectiformes; Pleuronectidae. Bases 477 to 1487 code for a protein of 336 amino acids.